AUGUCCGCCGGCACGUCCGCGCUGAGCGAGCUCGUCAGCAGCGUGGCAACGAUCCUGCAGCCGUUCUGCAUCGAGCUGUCGUUCCUGGUCUGCUUCGCCCUGGGCUUCUACUACCUCCGCCUGGACGCGGCGCUUCCGAGCGGCGGGAAGAAGACCAAGAAGGUUGAAGACCCCGCG
Messenger RNA from Prorocentrum cordatum, 177 nucleotides. The record is from the annotation of a GenBank genome assembly. Lineage: Eukaryota; Dinophyceae; Prorocentrales; Prorocentraceae.